ACAUUUGAGCAUUGAUGAAGACGCCAUUGUGUGGCCUAGAAGUUUUAACCAGGUGAUGCCCCUUUCACUCUGUAACGACAACUGUCAACCUGGUUACCAGAAGAAGAAAAAGGAGGGGGAGCCAUUUUGCUGCUACGAUUGUGUUCCAUGUCCAGAAGGGAAGGUUUCUCAUGCACAAGAUGCAGAAUUUUGCACAAUGUGCCCAAAAGACCAUUAUCCAAACAAAGAAAAGGAUCAGUGCAUUCCAAAGAUAAUAACCUUCUUGUCUUAUGAGGACCCUUUGGGGACGAGUUUAGCCAUCUUUGCACUUUUAUUUUCCUUGAUCACUGCUCUAGUGCUAGGAGCCUUUAUAAUGCACCGCGACACUCCUAUUGUCAAAGCCAACAACCGGAGCCUCACCUACACCCUCCUCAUCUCCCUCCUGCUCUGUUUCCCUUGUGCUUUGCUGUUUAUUGGCCAUCCUGGGAAGGUGAUGUGUCUCCUCCGUCAAGUUGCGUUUGCCAUGGUCUUCUCAGUGGCUGUCUCUUCUGUGUUAGCAAAAACCAUUACAGUGGUUCUGGCUUUCAUGGCCACCAAGCCAGGAAGUAGCAUGAGGAAAUGGGUAGGGAAAAAGGUGGCCAAUUCCAUUGUUCUUCUCUGUUCUUUUGUUCAAGGAAUUAUUUGUACCAUAUGGCUGGCAAUUAAUCCUCCAUUUCCAGAUAGUGACAUGAACUCAGUUACUGAAGAAAUUGUACUUGAAUGUAAUGAGGGGUCUGUGACUAUGUUCUAUUGUGUCCUGGGUUACAUGGGCUUCCUGGCUAUUGUGAGCUUCACUGUAGCUUUCCAGGCUAGAAAAUUACCUGACAGUUUCAAUGAAGCCAAGCUAAUCACUUUUAGCAUGCUUGUGUUUUGCAGUGUUUGGUUAUCCUUUUUCCCCUCGUACCUGAGCACCAAAGGAAAAUUCAUGGUAGCUGUGGAGAUCUUCUCCAUCUUAGCCUCCAGUGCUGGGCUGCUGGGUUGCAUCUUCUUCCCUAAAUGUUAUAUUAUUGUCCUGAGACCAGAACUGAACAAAAGAGACCACUUAAUAAAGAGAAAUGUUCACUGA
Molecule: messenger RNA, 1084 nt
Organism: Lacerta agilis (Sand lizard)
Lineage: Eukaryota; Metazoa; Chordata; Lepidosauria; Squamata; Lacertidae
Product: vomeronasal type-2 receptor 26-like
Exons: 3
Coding region: 56-1084 (342 amino acids)
Biological process (GO): G protein-coupled receptor signaling pathway
Cellular component (GO): membrane
Molecular function (GO): G protein-coupled receptor activity
Source: RefSeq, a predicted model, not a curated record